AUGCAAAGUUUGUGUCGCUCGACAUCUUUUCUUUCAGCGAGAAACCAUCAUUUUCAGUCAAUUAAGUCUUCGAGAGAAUAUCGAUCAUUAAAGACCAAUGCGAACAAUACAAACAUUUCUCAAAAUACUAAAGAAUAUUCAGAAGGUUUUGUGGGCUCAACUGACGUGUUAGGAGAUCAAACGGAGCGGUAUUACAAACCCAUAACGGAUCUUGUUCGUAACCAAAGUGCUCGAAUUCUUGGCUCCUUCAUCAAUAGACAACCCCGUCGCAUUGAUACACAUCAUCAUAUCGUUCCCGAGUUUUAUGCUCAAGCUGUACAAGAAACUGGUGGAGAUCCAUCAGGCUGGCCAACUCCAAAAUGGUAUCCUCAGCUAGCAAAACGAAGUAUGUCUCUUUUGGGUGUUGAACUUGCGAUUGUUUCAAUCACAGCACCUGGUACCAAGAUUUAUGAAGGCAAUAAGGAAAAGGGUAGAGUUCUAGCUAGAAAACUGAAUGAAUAUUCAGCCGAUUUGGUAAAGAACAAUACCGGAAAGUUUGGAUUUUUCGCUUCACUACCAUCAUUGAUCGAUGUUGAAGGUACUAUUGCUGAAAUAGACUACGCUCAUUCAAUUCUCAAAGCUGAUGGAUUCACAUUAUUUACGAGUUAUGAUCACGGCAAGUAUCUCGGUCAUUCUUUGUUUCAACCAAUCUGGGCUAAAUUAAGCGAAAUAAAUCCCGUUGUUUUUAUUCACCCAAGUGAAGCACCUACUACAAAAGUCAACUGUUACAUGCCACAACCACUCGUCGAUUAUCCUCAUGAAACAACUCGAACAGUUGCAGAUCUUGUUCUCAGCGGUACACGUGCUGCAUUCCCCAACAUCAAUAUCAUCUUAUCUCAUGCAGGUGGCACGCUUCCAUUUCUUGCCCAACGUAUAGCAGGCGCAGGAUUUAUUCGAUCUUUGAGCUGCCCUCGAGGACCUCGACAAAUUUUAUCCGAUUUACGUUCCUUCUACUUUGACACAGCUUUGUCAUCGAGUGUUCCCCAACUCAAAGCGCUCCUGGAAUUUGCUGAUCAUUCCAAAAUUGUAUUUGGAAGUGAUAUUCCAUAUGCUUCACUUCCAGUAUCCCUUUAUAUGACCAAAUGUCUCGAUGCUUUUUUCAACAAGAAUUACAACACGACCAAGAGAAAGGACUUGUGGCAUAACAUCAAUCGAAAUAAUGCCAAAGCUUUAUUUCCUCAUAAGAUUAAAGAUUGA
Messenger RNA from Rotaria sp. Silwood2, 1236 nucleotides. NCBI's taxonomy places the organism in Eukaryota, Metazoa, Rotifera, Eurotatoria, Philodinida, Philodinidae. The record is from the annotation of a GenBank genome assembly.